AUGAAGUUUCUGGUACGCGCUGCUGCUGUGGCCAUCACAGUAGCGGGAAGGAGCGCUCGGGCCACUGUGGACGACCCUGAUGUCGGCGAAGGUUUCGACUUUCGUGGCAAAACUGUUGAGGCCGCCACCCAAAAACUGGUCCAUGCUUUCAUCCCUCCAAGUACUGACAGUGUACUUCACCAAGGUCCGACAGUCCAAGGACCGAUGGUCAGCAGUUCACACUCGACGAGUGGCGGCUAUUUCGCCCCAUUCGGCUUCGACGAGCCGUCCGAGACUCUGUACAAACGGAACGGUAGCCUUGCAAGGCUUGCCCCGAUCAUUAACGUCGCUCCGGAAGCCCUCAACCAGUCGAUCCCAACGAAUAAGUGGUGGGGGAACCUGAUUCACGUCACUGCUACAAACAAGUCCGAGAACUUUCCAGCAUGGGCUCAGCCUUACGCGUUCAUGCUGCCCAAAGUACCGCCGUUUGGGUUGCAGACGUACUAUCCCUACACGUAUCGUGAGAUGGCACCGGAAAUCAACGGCACUGUUCAAUAUUACGAACAUGGGAUCCACAACGACCUGAUGCUCUCAGCACGAGAGUUCAACGAGACGAGACCGACGUACGAAGUGUACUCGUGGAGUGACAUGGGUAUCAACCUCCGAAUUUGUGAUCCUCGUGGUACCAACUGCAUGGACUCAGCACUCUCGAGUGGCAUGGCGUUCGUGUCGGGCACGUAUGACUGUCUCACUCCACGCAUCGAAACCGAGUACAACAUCACAUUUGUGGACGAAUCGGUGCCAGGCAAGUUCAUUGUGUAUCUCAGCAACAACCAGACGUGGGUGCUAUACGCCAGUGAUACGAGUCUUUCGUUGCGCGUGGAAGAGUCGGUGAACUUCUCUAUGAACGCAUCGGGAUCGUCUCUUGUCGCGGACGAUACGUAUGCAGGCACGAUACGAGUUGCGAUACUACCGGAAGGUGCAGCAGACACACUGUACGAUGACUACGUUUCGUGUAUCGUACGGGGCGGUACUGUUUCGAUGGAAUCGCGCACGCAGUACUCGCUGACCUGGGAUGCUGAAGGCAGCAGCUGUGACACGGUGGGUUUGCUGCACUUUGCACUACCACACCAGGUCGAGUCGAUGACUGGAUCCCCGAUAACAGCUGAGACGCCGGGUGCCAUCAUGCUUAACUCAACUACGCGAGGUUUGAUGGUGGCCCAAGUGUCAGUGUGCUGGUCGUUCGUAGUACCUGAGGCAGAUAUCGAAAUCGACUUCUACCCAGCUAAGAAACCGACGCCUUACAUUGUUCAGGAAACCGACAUGCUUCGCACCUUGCAAGACGAUAUUUAUGCCAACUGGACUCUGGCUGCCAACAGUUGGUACUUUAACGGAAAGGCUUUGCAGAAGUACGCGUCGCUGUGUCUCAUGGCAGCGGACAGCACGGUAGUUGACUCGGACACGGUGCUGCUGGCGCAUUGUAUAGAGAAGCUGGAGACGUUGGUUGAACCACUGCUGAACAACACGAUGUCGCCUCCUCUCGUCUACGAAACGCUAUAUGGCGGGGUCGUGUCGGGUUUCAUUUUUGACACUGAUCAAUUGUACAUGGACUUCGGCAGUGGGAUCUACAACGACCAUCACUACCACUUCGGCUACUAUGUGACGCCCGCAGCGAUUAUCAAGCACUUGGAUCCGACUUGGUCUCGGAUGUCGGAGCUAGAAGACUUGAUCUGGAUGUUGCUGCGCGAUGUAACCAACCCAAGCCUGGACGAUCCCAUCUAUCCUCGGUUCCGUCAUUUCUCGUGGUAUCACGGACACUCGUAUUCACGUGGCGUGACGCUGCUUGACCAUGGCAAGGAUCAAGAGAGCACGUCUGAAGAUCUAAACUUCUACUACGGCAUGACUCUAUGGGGCAAAGAGACUGGCCACAAGGCGCUGGAAGAUCUUGGAAGUCUUAUGCUGCGCCUGAACGCGCGUACGGCCCGUGAGUACUUCUUGCUGUCUUCGGACAAUAAGAUUCACCCGCCCGAGAUCGUGCGGAACCGUGUCACUGGCAUUUUCUUCGAUAACAAGGUGUACUAUAACACUUGGUUCCUUGAUGAGAAGUAUGCAAUCCACGGCAUCCAGAUGAUCCCGGUGUCGCCGGCCAAUGCGUUGGCACGCACGCCAGCAUUCGUGACAGAGGAGUGGAAUGAUGUUCUGUCCAAGGAACCGAUUGUCACCAUGAAAAACAGCAACAACACGUGGUUGUCGUUGUUGUUGGUGAAUGGGGCGGUCGUGAACAAGAUGGAUUCGUUGUACAAACUGAUGAAUGCAACAAUGGAUGACGGUCUGUCCCGGUCGUGGGCGCUCUAUAACGCUGCUGCUGUGUGCUAA
Molecule: messenger RNA, 2355 nt
Organism: Peronospora matthiolae
Lineage: Eukaryota; Oomycota; Peronosporomycetes; Peronosporales; Peronosporaceae
Source: the annotation of a GenBank genome assembly